Molecule: messenger RNA, 3908 nt
Organism: Octodon degus (degu)
Lineage: Eukaryota; Metazoa; Chordata; Mammalia; Rodentia; Octodontidae
Gene: Impg2
Product: interphotoreceptor matrix proteoglycan 2
Exons: 21
Coding region: 1-3795 (1264 amino acids)
Biological process (GO): visual perception
Molecular function (GO): hyaluronic acid binding; heparin binding
Source: RefSeq, a predicted model, not a curated record
AUGUUGGGCUUGAAUCCUCUUUCCUCCACCCCUCAGUGUGCUGGCAUUGCAAUGAUUAUGUUUCCUCUUUUGGGGAAGAUUUCUCUGGGUAUUUUGAUAUUUGUCUGGAUAGAAGGAAACCUUUCUUCAUUAACAGAAGAGAUCCCAGAACCAAAGCGUGCAGUUUCUUUUCUACUGCCCAAAGAAUCUAUGGACUCUUCUCUACCUGCUAAAAGGAAACAGCUUCUGGACCACAGAGAAGCUGAGAAACGGUGGUUACUGAGAAGAAGGCGAUCUAUUCUCUUUCCUAAUGGAGUAAAAAUCUGCCCAAAUGAAACUGUCACAGAGGCUGUGGCAAACCAUGUAAAAUAUUUUAAACUCCGGGUGUGCCAGGAAGCUGUCUGGGAAGCUUUCAGGACUUUUUGGGAUCGACUACCUGGGAGCAAGGAAUAUCAUUAUUGGAUGAAUUUGUGUGAGAAUGAAAUCACAAGUGUAUUUGAAAUGGGCACAAAUUUUAGUCAGUCUGUGGAACACAGAAGCUUAAUCAUGAAGAAACUGGCUGAUACAAAGGAAUUGGUAAGCAGUUCCUGCCAAGACCAAGCAUGUGGACUUAGAUUGUCAUCUCCAGUUCCUACUGGUGACACUUCCACAUUGCAAGGUGCUGUUGUCAGUGUUCCAUACCCAGGAGCGUCUUCCUAUGAAGGGGCCUCAGAGAGCAGCCUGGGGACACCAGAGGAGAGUAUUAGCAAUGAAAUUGUAAAUGUUAUUGAAGAGCCCACAAAACCAGCGGCUGAACAGAUUGCAGAGUUCAGUAUUCACCUUUUGCGGAAGCAGUACGGGCAAGAGCUACAGGAUCCCUCCAGCUCCCACCACAGGCAACUCGUAGAAGAGUUCAUUUCAGAGGUUGAAAAUGCAUUUACUGGGUUACCAGGAUACAAGGACAUUCAUGUUCUUGAAUUUAGGUCCCCUAAGGAAAAUGGCAGUGGCAUAGAUGUUCACUAUGAAGUUACCUUCAAUGGGGAGGCAAUCAGCAAUACCACGUGGGACAUAAUUAGCCUUCAUUCCAACAAAGUAGAAAACCAUGGCCUUGUGGAACUGGAUGAUAAACCCACUGCUGCUUAUACAAUUGGUAACUUCAGAGAUUAUAUUGCUGAGAUACUGCACCAAAAUAUUUUGGUAGGGAAUUCCUCCUUGAAUCCAGAUCCGGACUCUCUUCAGCUUAUCGAUGUGAGAGGAGUUUUGCUUCCUGCAAAUGAAGACCUAGCUUGGAACAUCCAAAGUUCAAGUCUUCAGUCCACGCCACCAUCUCUUCUGGAUAAUACCCUUCAAGCUGAAUGGUCCUCAGCAGAUGAACCCGCCACCAGCAAAAUUUCACCACUUGAUUUCAGCUCUGGUCCUCCCUCAACCACUGACAGGGAACUCUGGCCAGAAAGUCCUUUGGGUGAUUUAGUGUCUCCACCUAAAUUAGCCUUUCCCUCGGAGGUGGUCCUGAGUCCUUCCUCGGAGGUUUUAGAGGUUAGCAGCUUGACUCUUCAUUCUGUCACCCCAGCAGUGCUUCAGACUGGCUUGCCUGUGGCUUCUGAGGAGAGGACUUCUGGAUCUCACUUAUUAGAAAAUGGAUUCGUCAGUGUUGAAGAGUUGGAAGAUUUCCUUUCUGUUGAUGCAUUGCCUUCAAGUUCAUUCAUUCAACCUGUGCCAAAACAAACGAUACCACCCACGGAAAACUCUGGUGUGUCCCUGGCAUCUUCAGCAGAUCCGAUCUCUUCUGUUACCUUAGGUCUUCUUGCUGAAGAAAUAACUGUACCUUUUGGCUUUGACUCCUUGGCCUCUGAAGUCAAAGACCAGUUAGAAGCAGGCCAUUUGUUUCCAGACACGUCCAUGGAAAAGGAGUUCAUAUUUGAGAGUGGUUUAGGUUCUGGGUCUGGACAGAAGGUAGAUGUGAUGUCUUGGCCAUGGAGUGAAACUUCAUUAAAGAAGAGCACUGAACCACUGUCUACGUCAUGGCUUAAAGAGGAGGAUUCACUUUUGCCAACUGAGGGUAUGGAUGAGAAGCUUGUUACAGAAAACAAAAUGGAUUAUGCAGGACAAACCAUUGAGCAUUCGGAGUAUACACAUGAUAAGAAAUCCACAUAUUUUGCAGAGGAAGAGCUUUCUGUGGAGCCUACUAGGCCCAUCUUUGCAGGGUCUGUAAUUCGUUCUACACCUCUGACCUUUUCCAAACACACAUCAGAGAUUCCUAAUGUUGAUUACCACUCAGUUACCAACACACCUUUCCUAUUGACAGCUGCCUCUUCUGAUAUAACAGGUCAAGUGAAUGCUUUCCUGACUAAGGAUGUGGCACAAACUACAGAGUCAUCUAGCCAUGAAUCGUCUGACAGCAAGACUUCAACAGUGAAACCAGAUCUGCAGCCUGUGUGGACCAUAGUCUCAGAAUCAGACAUAGCUUCAGUAAGAACUUCUUCCCUAGGGAAGUUACCUCGAGACUCAUUGGCAAGUACAUCGCAGAGCAGUGAUGGACUCUGGUCAGAAACUUCCAUGACACAGUCCACCAAAUUGCCUCCAACCCCAAGCUCUACCCCACUGGAGGAUGAAGUCAUUAUAGGCGUGCAGGAUAUUUCAUUAGAACUGGACCGGAUAGGCACAGAUUACUAUCAGCCUGAGCUAAUCCAAGAGCAAAGUGGCAAGGUUGGUAGUUAUGUGGAAAUGUUUACAAAUUUUCCCUCCACAGAGAUGACUGUUUUGGCUCAGCCCACAAAAGGAGAUAAUUUGAGUCAUGCUCAGAUUACAGGAGAUUUGGUAGUUUUCUUCAGCCUUCGAGUGACCAACAUGAUAUUUUCAGAAGAUCUAUUUAAUAAAAACUCUUUGGAAUAUAAAGCCCUGGAGCAAAGAUUCUUAGAAUUGUUGGUUCCCUAUCUUCAGUCCAACCUCACGGGAUUCCAGAACUUGGAAAUUUUGAACUUUAGAAAUGGCAGUAUUGUGGUGAACAGUCGAAUGAAGUUUGCCAAGUCUAUCCCUCUAAAUGUCAACAAUGCUGUAUAUAUGAUUCUAGAAGACUUUUGUACCACUGCUUACCAGACCAUGAACUUGGCUAUUGAUAAAUAUUCCCUUGAUGUAGAAUCAGGUGAUGAAGCCAACCCUUGCAAGUUUCAAGCCUGCAAUGAGUUUUCUGAGUGUCUGGUCAACCCUUGGAGUGGAGAAGCGAAGUGCAGAUGCUACCCAGGGUACCAGAGUGUGGAUGACCUACCUUGUCAGAGUCUCUGUGACCUGCAGCCUAACUUCUGCUUGAACGAUGGAAAAUGUGACAUUAUGCCUGGGCAUGGGGCCAUUUGUAGAUGCCGUGUAGGUGAGAACUGGUGGUACCGAGGUGAGCACUGUGAGGAGUUCGUGUCUGAGCCUUUGGUCAUUGGCAUCACCAUAGCCUCUGUGGCUGGAAUGCUCCUCGUCUGCUCUAUCGUCAUCUUCUUCCUUGUCAGAACUCUUCAAGCUCCACAUGGUAGGAGGGAAAGAAGGAGGCCAUUCAGCAGGGAGUCCGAUAGCCUUUCAUCCAUGGAGAAUGCUGUAAAGCACAACCCUGCCUUUGACAGCCAAAUGGCUGGAGGGGAGCCAUACGAGGAGCCCUGUCCCCAGCAGCCCUUCUACAGCUCUGCUAAUGAAGAUGUGCUUGGUGGCCUGAGUAGAGAAGAAAUCAGACAGAUGUACGAGAGUAGCGGCCUUUCCAAAGAGGAAAUUCAAGAGAGAAUGAGAAUUCUGGAACUGUACGCCAAUGAUCCUGAGUUUGCAGCUUUUGUGAGAGAGCAUCAAAUGGUAGAACUUUGAAUCAAUCACCUAUUUUGACACCUAUUAGAAGCCUGGAGAAGGUGGAGACCACUCACUACCCCUGCUAUAAAAUUAAUCUGGAGUUUUGAACAUUGUUGGAUGAGGAAUUUUCU